UUCACUUUGGCUUUCAUGUCGGACAUCACAAGUGCUCUCCUGGCGCUGGCCUCGCUCCUCGUGCUCGUGCUGGUCUGGUCGAAGCCGAGCGUCCGCAGCAACAUCCCGCUUGUCUCGUACUGGAUCCCAUUUCUCGGGUCCUCGCUCGCGUUUUCCAAGGACCCAAUCGCAUUUCUCAACCAGUGUCAAGCCACGCACGGCAGCGUCUUCACCGUGCUUCUCGCCGGGAAGCGCAUGACGUUCUUCACGUCGCCAAAGCACUACGCCACGAUCCUUAAGUCCAAGACGCUGAGCCACAAGCCCGUCUUUUCCGAGAUCGAGCAAGUUGCAUUUGGCCAAGACCCAACGUUUACGCACUACCGCAACGACCUGCGCAAGACCGACGCGAACCUCACACGCUUCAAUGCGCUGCCGACACCGUACUUGGCCAACCGCGGCGCCGUCGUCGACCUCAUUCAGCGCACGUUCGGCUGCCAGCGCGCCGUCUUGGCCACGCUUGCACCACAAACACAUAUUGUGUCGCUUUUGACGCUCGUGGAGCACGCGAUCUUUGCGUCGGGGUCGGCCGCCAUGUUUGGCGAGACCGUCCUCGCAGCGCACCCGUGCAUGGCCGAUGAUUUUCUGGCCUUUGACGCAGCCUUUCCGCUCCUCGUCGCUGGCUGCGUUCCGUCUGUGUUUCUCUCCAAGGCCAUGGCGAGCCGACAACGCCUCAUUGAUGCCUUCAAAGCCGCACCGUUGACGGACGGCGCGCCAUUGGUGCAGGCGCGAGCGGCGGCGCUUCCGACGCUGGCGUGCGGCAGUGCGACCGACCGUGCAAGUUGCCACCUCGAAAUUCUCUGGGCCGCCAGCGCCAAUUCGAUUCCGACAGCGUUCUGGGCGCUCUUUCAUUUGCUCGCAACCCCCGCAGCGCUGACGGCUGUUCGAGAUGAAAUUGAUGCGCACUUGGACAAGACGCCGCUCGCUGACACUGCGGCAGCGCCGUGGACCCAAGAGAUGCUGCAAAAGUGCGUGCUUUUAGACAGCACAAUCGACGAGUGCUUGCGCCUCGCUGCGUCGUCGAUGCUCCUUCGGGUGGCGGUCGAGCCCACGGACAUGGUCCUGGACAAGACGACAUAUCAUUUCGAGAAAGGCGACCGCAUCGCAAUCUUUCCGAGUCUCGGACACUUUGACCCAACCCUUUUCCCCGACCCGACCCGAUUCCAGUACGACCGCUUUGUGCACGCGACAAAAGCGCAGCUGGAGGCGUUCAAACCGUUUGGCAUGGGCGCCAAUAUGUGCCCCGGCCGGUACUUUGCGAAGAACCAAAUCAAGAUGUGGGUCGCGCUCGUACUGCAGCACCUUCCAUCGCUGCGUCUGGUGCCAGGCUUUGCACCGCCGACAUUCGACCCGUCGCGCCUCGGGUUGGGGGUCAUCCCACCGGCCGAUCACGCGAUUCAUGUCGAGUUUUAGCAUCCAGGACGGAUCCGAGCCGAGUAAUUUCCAUUUACAUAGACUUUUAACGCUCUUUGCGUGACAUCGCGAA
This is a messenger RNA of Saprolegnia diclina VS20, 1522 nucleotides long. RefSeq lists its product as hypothetical. NCBI's taxonomy places the organism in Eukaryota, Oomycota, Saprolegniomycetes, Saprolegniales, Saprolegniaceae. Gene Ontology annotation, molecular function: iron ion binding; oxidoreductase activity, acting on paired donors, with incorporation or reduction of molecular oxygen; steroid hydroxylase activity. The transcript has 7 exons. The record is from RefSeq and is a predicted model, not a curated record. The coding region runs from base 16 to 1449 and encodes 477 amino acids. Gene Ontology annotation, biological process: cholesterol homeostasis; bile acid biosynthetic process.